Messenger RNA from Oryza sativa Japonica Group (Japanese rice), 870 nucleotides. NCBI's taxonomy places the organism in Eukaryota, Viridiplantae, Streptophyta, Magnoliopsida, Poales, Poaceae. The record is from RefSeq and is a predicted model, not a curated record.
AUGAAAGUCAUAUGGGGAGAUUGGGACGAGGCAUACCUUCACUUGCCUAUACUACUGAAUGCCAUCAAAAGUACGAACCCAAGCAAGCAUUUCCUUGUUGAGCCUCAAGGGGAGAAAUCAAGAACGGUGGAUGGAGUCCAUAGGCGUGUUUUUGGUCGUGCUUCAUGGAUAUUUGGGCAAUCAGUGGAGGCAUUCAAGCAUUUGAGGCCAGUGUUAGCAAUUGAUGGGACCUUCUUAACCGGUAAAUUCAGAGGUGUAUUGCUCAUAGCAAUUGGGAUUGACGCAGGGUUACACCUUGUUCCUUUGGCGUUUGCCCUGGUAGAGAGGGAGAACACGUCCAACUGGGAGUGGUUCAUUGACAUAGUGAGACGACGUUUGAUUGGACCGAAUAGAGAAGUAUGUAUAAUAUCUGGUAGGCACGCUGGUAUAUUGAACUCCAUCAAGAAUGAGAUUCCAGGCCACCGACCUAUUCACCACAGAUGGUGCAUGAGGCAUUUUUGUGCUAACUUUUAUACCGCUGGAGCUACUCAGGAUCAAAUGAAGGACCUCGAGCGCAUAUGUCAAAUCAACGAGAAAGUUCUAUUCAUAAGCGAGAUCAAGCGUCUCAUGGGUUUGCUUGGGGAAGGUCCUAAGAAAUGGCUAACGAACAAUAUGACAUUCAAGGCUAAAUGGACCAAAUCAUUUGAUACCGAUGGGCGUCGUUACAGCUUUAUGACUAGUAAUAUGGCCGAGAGUUUCAACAAUGUCUUGAGUAGCAUUCGAAAACUGCCCAUGACAGCUAUUGUGGCGUACACAUUCUCAAAGUGCAAUUGUUGGUUCAUCGAUAGACACAAAGAGGCAACUGUAGAAGUCCUGAGUGGAAAGAAGUGA